AAAUGACUUAACUAUGCAUUGCAGAAACGAAGAAAAAAUAAAAUGGGGGCAAAGGGCUGGUUUAUCCUCAAGUUUCUAAUGUUUCAAGGUCUUUUCAUUUCACCACCCCAACCCCAAGCAGACUUUGAUUUCUUCUACUUAGUUCUUCAGUGGCCAGGCGCCUAUUGCGAUACAAAACGUACUUGUUGCUAUCCAACAUCCGGUAAACCUGCGGCAGAUUUUGGCAUUCACGGUCUUUGGCCUAACUAUAAAGAUGGUUCAUGGCCAUCAAACUGUGAUCCCGACAGUGAGUUUGAUAGAUCUCAGAUAUCGGAUCUGGUAAGUAGAUUGAAAAGGAAUUGGCCAACACUAGCGUGUCCGAGCAAUGACGGAUUCAAGUUUUGGGAAUACGAGUGGGGGAAACACGGCACGUGUUCCGAAUCCGUACUGAGCUUACAUGCCUACUUUGAUACUACUCUUAGACUCAAAGACCAAGCCAAUCUCUUACAAACCCUCACAGACUCCGGAAUUAAACCGGAUGACGGGUUCUAUGAUCUACAGAAGAUCAGCGACGCGAUAAAAGAUGCGAUUGGGUUUACGCCAGGCAUCCAAUGUAAUAAAGAUCCGGAGCGUAACGACCAACUACAUCAAAUCUUUCUUUGUGUUGAUACCUCGGGAGCUAACUUUAUCGAAUGUCCAAUCUUGCCUAGAGGAAGAUGUCCAUCUCAAGUCCAGUUUGCCAUGUUCUAGUCAUACCUUUCUUUCUUUGAGUGUUUCAUUGUUUUGGAAGAUCUUCAUUUUAUCUCAUGUGUUGUUGUUGUUAUCUAUUAUCAUUUCUCUUCUAUUUUCAGAGUCUAAAUUCAAGGAGACUCUCUCAAAUGUUACAUUUGAUGUUACUUCAUCCAGAUUAAUAAAAUACAUUUUGGUAUAACUAA
Messenger RNA from Thlaspi arvense, 914 nucleotides. The record is from the annotation of a GenBank genome assembly. Lineage: Eukaryota; Viridiplantae; Streptophyta; Magnoliopsida; Brassicales; Brassicaceae.